GUCUCAACUUUUUUUUUUUUUUUUGGUUUAUUUUUCACCUCAACUUUUGCAUCACUUUUUUAUAUAUUACACUUUUGUUUUCGCCCCCCUCCCCCUUUGUGAUUUAGCCUGUUUCUCUCCCUCUUUAUGGAUUUCCUAGAGCAAGUAGCAUGUAGUGUUUUUUUUUUUGUGCUGUGAAAGUAGAAAAUCAACUGUCUGACACUAGCAGCCUCUUACAUGAGCUUCUCACAUGUUCCCAGUUUAUGAUAAUCAAAUGCAUAAUGUCCAGUGUUGAUUAUGAGAGGCCCAAUUUGUAGCUAAUUGCUGAAUAACCCCCCCCCUUGCAUCCAGUCCUUGGAUUAAGGGCUGACACUGACAAAGGCAAAAAUACGUCCUGGUUUUUUUUCUGCCUUUGCUUUGUAAUGUGAUUUUCCUUUUUCUUUUCGACUGUGCAUGUCAUUUGAUGGCGUCAAAUCUGGUCCAUUACCCACAGAAACACAAAGAUUCCUGCUCUUGAUAAUAACAAUGAUGUCAUCAUUAUCACCCCCAAUAACUCACACAGGCAGGCAGAGCUCCACCGACUCGAGCACAGACACAAUGGACCCGAUGGCCAGCAGUAACGUGACCAACAAGACUGACCCUCGGUCCCUCAACUCCCGCGUCUUCAUCGGCAACCUCAACACCCUGCUGGUCACCAAGGCCGACGUGGAGGCCAUCUUCUCCAAGUACGGCAAGGUUGUCGGCUGCUCCGUCCACAAGGGCUACGCCUUUGUCCAGUACGCCAAUGAGAGGAACGCCCGGGCCGCUGUGGGAGGCGAGGACGGCCGCAUGAUCGUGGGACAGGUGCUAGACAUCAACCUGGCAGGCGAACCAAAACCUCACAGAUCGAAGACAGUGAAGCGUUCUGCGGGAGACAUGUACAGUUCAUCUAUUGAUUUGGACUAUGACUUUCAAAGAGAUUACUAUGAUAGGAUGUACUCCUACCAGUCCCGGGUGCCUCCUCCCCCUCCUCCCCUGUCCCGCGCCGUCAUUCCCUCCAAGCGUCCGAGGGUCAGUCUGAGCGGAGGAGGGAGCCGGCGAACCAAAACCAGCUUCUCCUCCUCCAAGAGCAAAGACCAAAGGACCUCCCGUACAAUGAAGGUAGAUGACCUGCAGACCAUCAAGAGAGAGCUAACGCUGAUCAAACACAAGGUGGACUACUUGCUGGAUAGCCUGGAGCGCAUGGAAAAGGACCACAGCAAGAAGUCAGAGAUGAAGAGCAGCAAAUCGGAACCAGGUGAGGUGUCCUCCCUCAACUCCUCCACCUCCAGCAAGAAAGACGACAGCCUGAAACGGGACAGAGAGAGCCAGGAGCUGAACGACUCCGAGGAGGAGGGAGAUCUGCUGGAGGACGAAGACGAGAUGAAAAGCAGAGGGAGGGAGGAAGAUGACGAUGAGGACGAGGAGGAGGAAGGCGAGCAGGAGGAAGGAGAGGACGACGGCGAUAGCGCCAACGAAGAUGACUCCUAAACACUACACAGGCAGACAGACGCGCACACGCACACACACACACACACACACACACACACACACACACAUACACAAAACAAAUUGUGUAUGAUUGUAUCUCCGCACCAGACUUGUACACAGUGGUCAUGUGCUCAUUUCUGCUGAACUGACUGGACAUUUCUAUACAGUGUAUUGUAGAUAUUGCUCUCUCUCUCUCUCUCUGUCUCACACACACACACACACACACACACACACAAAAGUCAUAAAUAUGUUAAGUACUUGUUUCUGGGUUAUCCAGUUUUCUUUCAAGUUGGUAAUUUGAUGUUCUGAUUAUUUUUUUUUUUUACUUUUUAUGGACAUUUUCCAGCAUUUAAGAUAAAUGCAAACUCAUGUGUCAUGUUUAGACAAAAUUCAAGUUCAGUUUAGGAUAAAUGUAACAUUGUUUAACAUUGUAUGUUUCAACUCAGGGCUAUAAGCCACUCCAGUAUAGAACAUUAAAAAAAGAAACGUAAGGCCCUGUCAGUAAUUAUUUUUUAGAUGACUGUGUUGACUAAAUGCCAAGAAAUGUAACAAAUUACCACUUGGCAGUGGCUGACAAUGAAACAAAUCCAGAAUAAAAAUAUACUCAGGUGCAACAGUCAGGCUUGAGAUAAAAUACCAGACAUGGUAAUGCAUCCCAGCCUUGAAAAUGUAUAACAAUUCAAAUAUACUCCUGAUGCAGCUGCUGUACAGCUGCCUCCUAACCAGCAGGUGGCAGCGUAUCAUAACAACUGGCCACACAAAAGACCACAAGGACUUCUUUCUGUUGAUCGCAGAAAAAUCUUCAGCUUCUUCUUCUGUCUGAUAAGAACAUGAGCAUGUUACAAAACCUCACGUCGGACUGCGCAAAUGCUCAGACAAAAUCCUCCUGUCUCUUAAAAUAGUUUUGUUUUUUGCCGAGGCGUUGCGACCUUAACUGACCUUGACUAUGACUGUAAUGCAGUGCUACUCCAUGUUUGUCUGUUUCUGAUGAUGUUCUGUUUGUCAUUUAACUGCACUGGUGAAAGUGAAUAAACAUGUUUUCCAAGCUGGAA
Dicentrarchus labrax (European seabass) is the source of this 2540-nucleotide messenger RNA. RefSeq names its product heterogeneous nuclear ribonucleoprotein C (gene hnrnpcb). The transcript has 9 exons. The record is from RefSeq and is a predicted model, not a curated record. Gene Ontology annotation, molecular function: RNA binding. Gene Ontology annotation, cellular component: nucleus. The coding region runs from base 433 to 1488 and encodes 351 amino acids. NCBI's taxonomy places the organism in Eukaryota, Metazoa, Chordata, Actinopteri, Moronidae.